AUGAGUGAUACUGCUGAAGUUUCUGUCCCGGAAGUGGCCGCCGUUCCGGAGGAGAAGGGUCCAAUUGACACCGGAGCCGUUGUGGGAGGUAAUGCUGCCCCAGAUGCGCAAGCUGGCAGCGGGAAGAAGAGCAAGAACAAGAAGAAGAAAAAGAAGAAUCCGAUCAAGAAGAUAGAGACGUAUUACCCUGAGGGCGUGUACCCAGAGGGUGAAUGGAUGGAUUACGACAACGAUUUCAACUUGGCGCGUACUACGGAUGAGGAGAAACGGUACUUGCAGAGGGAUGCGGAGCGGACGGACCACUGGAAUGAGGUGCGGAAGGGUGCUGAGAUCCACAAGCGGGUGCGGAGGAACGUGCAGAACAAGUUGAAGCCCGGGAUGCUUCUUUCAGACAUUGCUGAUAUCAUUGAGAACGCGACGAGGAAGUACACUGGCGCGGAGGACUUGAAGCAGAUGGACGACCCGAAGAGCCAGGGGAUUGGGUUCCCUACAGGUCUCUCGCUGAACCACGUGGCAGCGCAUUUCACCCCUAACAGCGGGGACAAGACCGUGCUAAAGUACGAGGACGUCAUGAAGGUGGACUUCGGUGUGCAAGUCAACGGUAACAUAAUUGACUCCGCGUGGACAGUCGCGUUCGACCCACAGUACGACAACUUGCUUGCCGCCGUGAAGGACGCGACGUACACGGGGAUCAAAGAAGCUGGGAUCGACGUCAGGCUUACCGAUAUCGGGGAGGCCAUUCAGGAGGUGAUGGAGUCGUACGAGGUUGAGAUCAACGGCGAGACGUUCCAGGUCAAACCUUGCAGAAACCUAUGCGGACACAACAUUGCACCUUACAGAAUCCACGGCGGGAAGUCCGUCCCCAUCGUGAAGAACGGCGACAACACCAAGAUGGAGGAGGGUGAGCACUUCGCCAUCGAGACCUUCGGCACCACGGGGAGAGGGUACGUCGUGCAAGAGGGCGAAUGUUCGCACUACGCGAGAAACGCGGACACUCACACAUCGCCCUCGCUAACGAGCGCCAAGAAACUACUGAAAACGAUCGACGAUAACUUCGGUACUUUGCCCUUCUGCCGUAGAUACCUAGACCGCUUGGGUGAGGAGAAGUACCUAUUCGCAUUGAACUCGCUCGUCAAACAGGGCGCCGUACAGGACUACCCACCGCUCGUCGACGUCCGCGGCUCCUACACUGCUCAAUUCGAGCACACAAUCUUGCUGCAUCCACACAAGAAGGAGAUCGUCUCCAGAGGUGACGACUACUGA
Molecule: messenger RNA, 1263 nt
Organism: Huiozyma naganishii CBS 8797
Lineage: Eukaryota; Fungi; Ascomycota; Saccharomycetes; Saccharomycetales; Saccharomycetaceae
Gene: MAP2
Product: methionine aminopeptidase
Exons: 1
Coding region: 1-1263 (420 amino acids)
Biological process (GO): proteolysis
Molecular function (GO): metalloaminopeptidase activity
Source: RefSeq, a predicted model, not a curated record